GCUCCUUAGACUAUAUUGGACUGUGGGCAGCAGAUACAUUGAAAGCGAUCUUGCCACACCUAAACACAUACAGCAUGACUGAUCUCACGUUCUGCUACUUGCAUAUGUCACGCCAUGACAUCGAGGUGUUAGACACCAUCGGUACACCAGACUAUCUCAACGGCGACUUGUCCAUAGAGGACGUCGAUGUGGCCCCACACCUGAAACCCCCCAAUCCCGAGGAAUCGGAAGUACUUCCUUCUCAAGUGCAUCCGUCUUACCCGUAUGGCAACCCGUUGAGUAUCAAACACCCGGCCGCGCUACCCCGCCGGCCAUACGAUCCCGCUUCGCGUGCUCUCUUUGAAGACAUGGGUUACGGAGGCGGUGGAGUGAACGGCUCCAUUCGCUGGAAAGACCUCGCGCUCGACCUCUUGUUCCCGGUCGAUCAGGCGCGGGAGGAGGCAGAGAAGGCCGCGCAAGCUCGCCAAAUGGCGAACGGGACGACGUCAAAUCACCCGCCGGUCCCACCACAGCCGGCGCAGAACCAAGCGGUGGAGGAAGACGAAGAUGAAAAUGAUGAAAAUGAUGUAGACGACGAAGAGCAGGGUGAGGGCGAUGACGAAGAGGGAUUGGAGGGCGAAUCGAGUUAUGAGGAUGAUGAAGAAUGA
Dichomitus squalens LYAD-421 SS1 is the source of this 647-nucleotide messenger RNA. RefSeq lists its product as uncharacterized. Lineage: Eukaryota; Fungi; Basidiomycota; Agaricomycetes; Polyporales; Polyporaceae. The transcript is spliced from 4 exons. The record is from RefSeq and is a predicted model, not a curated record. The coding region runs from base 75 to 647 and encodes 190 amino acids.